Messenger RNA from Haliotis rufescens (red abalone), 382 nucleotides. RefSeq names its product kunitz-type serine protease inhibitor 2-like. NCBI's taxonomy places the organism in Eukaryota, Metazoa, Mollusca, Gastropoda, Lepetellida, Haliotidae. The coding region runs from base 82 to 330 and encodes 82 amino acids. The transcript is spliced from 2 exons. Gene Ontology annotation, molecular function: serine-type endopeptidase inhibitor activity. The record is from RefSeq and is a predicted model, not a curated record.
AGGCCUUUUUCAGGUGUCUCUUCCCACGAUAAGCUAACUUGUCAUAACACCACCAAGAAACGGUUCAACACACCUGCGGCCAUGUUGAAGUGUCUUCUCUGCUUGUUGUUUGUGGGACUCCUGACUGCGCCAAGCUGGCAACAGUCCAUGGAUCAAACCUGUCACAUGAAGCCGGAGACGGGGAUGUGCAAGGGGCUGUUCCGCCGCUUCCACUACAACGCCGACACCAAUCUGUGCGAGAUGUUCAUCUACGGCGGAUGUGGCGGCAAUGGCAACAAUUUCCUCAAUAUCGCCGAAUGUGAGAAAACCUGUCAUGCCAUAAAAGUAUGAAAUGCGUUGACUGAACCCCGCUUAACAAGAAUAGUACAAUCUGCCAAACAAA